Molecule: messenger RNA, 2991 nt
Organism: Xenia sp. Carnegie-2017
Lineage: Eukaryota; Metazoa; Cnidaria; Anthozoa; Malacalcyonacea; Xeniidae
Product: tetratricopeptide repeat protein 28-like
Exons: 9
Coding region: 1-2991 (996 amino acids)
Biological process (GO): signal transduction
Cellular component (GO): kinesin complex
Molecular function (GO): protein binding
Source: RefSeq, a predicted model, not a curated record
AUGUAUACGGAUUACUCAAACGACCCCUUUAGUAAUUAUUCUGGAAGCAGUGUUUCAAACUACGAAGAAAUGAUUAACGAUGAAAACAUGAUUCAAUCAUAUGCUUAUGAGCCUAUUGAAACAGACUCUAACGACGAGCCUAUGGACGACUCCGACGAAGUUGCUGCUGCAUCAUCCACUGAAUCCGUAUCAGAACCCAACAGACUUCAGGAUAAAUUCUGGUGCACAUGUAACCAUUAUCAAAUCAUGGAUAGAGUGGAGGAAUGUGUUUGUUGCAAAGAAAUUUCAGCUGUUGUAACAAUGAAUGAAGACUCAGGACAAUUUGAGGGAAUAGAUACUCCUGACUUAUUUACAUUGUGGUCUAUCACUGCCAACUUGGUUCUUGCAAGCAUACCUUUGUACGAAAAGGAAAGACGUUUGGAUGUAGCUACGACUUUGAACAAUCUUAGUAAUGUGUAUCAUGAUGCCAAUGAAUUAGCCAAAGCCAAAGAGUAUAAUGAAAAACCGAUGAAAAUUAAACAAAAAUCACUUGGUCCUGAACAUGUUGACAAGGCGUACCAUCGUACUAACAAAUAUGAGGAAGCAAAAGAAUUUCACGAAAAUGCGAUGGAAAUUCAAGAAGAAUCACUAGAAUAUGCCAAAGCCAAAGAGUGUCAUGAAAAAGCGCUAGAAAUUCGACAAAAAUCACAAGGUCCUGAACAUGUUCACGUGUCUACGAAUUUAAACAUUCUUGGCAAGGUGUACCAUAGUACUAAAGAAUAUAACAAAGCAAAAGAAUUUCACGAAAAAGCGCUGGAAAUUCAUAAAAAAUCACAAGGUCCUGAACAUGUAGAUUUAGCUAUGACUUUAAACGAUCUUGGUAAUGUGUAUUAUGACACCAACAAAUAUGCCAAAGCCAAAGAGUUUAAUGUGUAUUAUGAGACCAAAAAAUUUGCAAAAGCCAAAGAGUGUUAUGAAAAAGCGCUGGAAAUUCGACAAAAAUCACAAGGUCCCAAACAUGUUCACGUGGCUAAGAAUUUAAACAUUCUUGGUAAGGUGUACCAUUGUACUAAAGAGUAUGACAAAGCAAAAGAAUUUCACGAAAAAGCGUUGGAAAUUCAACAGAAAUCACUAGGUCUUGAACAUGUUGAUGUAGCUAUGACUUUAAACGAUGUCGGUCAUGUGUAUUAUGAGACCAACAAAUAUGCCAAAGCCAAAGAGUGUUAUGAAAAAGCAUUGAAAAUUCGACAAAAAUCACUAGGUCCUGAACAUUUUGAUGUAGCUACGACUUUAAACAGUCUUGGUAUUGUGUAUCUUUGUACUAAAUUAUAUUAUCAAGCAACAGCAUUUUUUGAAAAAGCGUUGGAAAUUCUACAAAAAUCACUAGGUCCUGAACAUGUUUAUGUAGCUACGAUUUUAGACAAUCUUGGUAAUGUGUAUUAUGAUACCAACAAAUAUGUGAAAGCCAAAGAGUAUUAUGAAAAAGCGUUGGAAAUUCGACAAAUAUCACUUGGUUUUGAAAAUAUUGAUGUAGCUACAACUUUAAACAAUCUUGGUAAGGUGUAUUAUGAGACCAAAAAAUAUGCCAAAUCCAAAGAGUGCUAUGAAAAAGCGUUUGAAAUUCGAGAAAAAUCACUUGGUUCUGAUCAUGUUGAAGUAGGUACAACUUUAAACAAUCUUGGUAAUGUGUAUUAUGAGACGAACAAAUAUGCCAAAGCCAAAGAGUGUUAUGGAGGUCCUCAACAUGUUGAUGUAGCAACGACUUUAAACAAUCUUGGUUAUUUGUAUAAUCGUACUAAUGAAUAUGAAAAAGCAAAAGAAUUUCACGAAAAAGCGCUGGAAAUUCUAGAAAAGUCACUAGGUACUAAACAUCUUGAUGUAGCUAUGACUUUAAACAAUCUUGGUAAUGUUUAUUAUAAUACCAACAAAUAUGCAAAAGCCAAAGAGUGUUAUGAAAAUGCGCUGGAAAUUCGAGAAAAAUCACAAGGUCCUGAACAUGUUCACGUGGCUACGAAUUUAAGCAUUCUUGGUAAGGUGUACCAUUGUACUAAAGAGUAUGUCAAAGCAAAAGAAUUUCACGAAAAAGCGUUGGAAAUUCAACACAAAUCACUAGGUCCUGAACAUGUUGAUGUAGCUAUGACUUUAAACAAUCUUGGUAAUGUGCAUUAUGAGACCAUCAAAUAUGCCAAAGCCAAAGAGUGUUAUGAAAAAGCGCUGGAAAUUCGACAAAAAUCACUCGGUCCUGAACAUGUUGAUGUAGCUACGACUUUAAACAGUCUUGGUAAUAUGUAUUUUGAUACCAACAAAUAUGCCAAAGCUAAAGAGUGUUAUGAAAAAGCGUUGAAAAUUCGACAAAAAUUACUUGGUUCUGAAGAUGUUGAUGUAGCUACGACUUUUAACAAUCUUGGUAGUGUGUAUUAUCAUACUAAAGAAUAUGACAAAGCAAAAGAAUUUUAUGAAAAAGCGUUAGAAAUUCAACAAAAUGCACUAGGUCCUAAACAUGUUGAUGUAUCUACGACUUUGAACAAUCUUGGUAAUAUGUAUCAUUCUACUGAAGAAAAUGAUCAUGCAAAAGAAUUUUAUGAAAAAGCGCAGGCAAUUCGAAAAAAAUCAGUUCCUUCGGCUCUUGUUGUUGUUACUGAAUCUUCGAACAGUAUUGAAAUAAAUUCUGAUGAUACUGCUGAUGGUAAAUCCCCUUCAAAUUUACCCGUUCAUACGGAGAAAGUAGAAGAAAUUAACAAAAUUCUGCUAAAGUUUGCAGAAGAAAUUCCUGAUAAAUGGAAGAAUUUGGCAAUAUUUCUGAAUAUUAGAGAUGCGACAAUAAAAAAAAUUGAACUAAAUUAUCGUGACGUGAGCUGGCAAGGGUUUGAAAUGCUAAAGUUUUGGUUUGAAUCAAGAGAAAAUAAGAAGUUGUGGUACGAAGAACUUGCCGCUGCUUUUUGCAAUAUCGAGAAAAAUCAUUUGGCUGAAGACGUUCUUCAUAAAGGUGCAAAUGUUGCUAAAAAUUGUUAA